AAGGAAAAAAGAUAAAAGAAAAAAAAAUCCAAAAUGUUAAUUUGUCCAUGUUCAAUCCCCCCUCCCUCCUUCCCAUGACUUUCCUAUUUGCUCAUAUCUCUCUCUUUCCUUCCUUCCUUCCACACAUCUAUCUUUUUCUUUUAUCAUCAACAAUCAAACCCAACUCUUAUGACUCAUCACUUUCUACUUCCUUCACUUUCAUCUUUCUUUCCUAAAAUAUGAUUAUUAUUAUUUACAAUUAAAUUCUUAUACUUAGAUAGAUACAUAAUCAUUAUUAACAAUUCCAUAAUACUUAAUUACUGUCUCCUCUACCAUGGCCUCCAAUUUCAACUCACCAGGAGGAGCUCAAAAUCAAAGAGAUUUGGAAAAGGGAACGAUGACUACAUCACAAAAUCCACUUUCUGAAAUAUCGCCGUCACCAUCUCCGUCGUCUGCGACGGCGCCAGCUCUGGUGUUAUCAAACUCAGGUAAACGGAUAGAUCAAGCAGGGAAGAAGAAAUACGUGAAGCAAGUAACAGGUCGUCACAACGACACGGAACUUCAUCUGGCGGCUCAAAGAGGUGAUGUUGGUGCUGUGAGACAGAUCCUUCUUGAUAUUGAUUCUCAGAUAAUGGGUAAUUUGAGUGGUGAUGAUGUUGAUCUUAACGCUGAGAUUGCUGAAGUUCGUGCUCUCGUUGUUAAUGAAGAAAAUGAACUCGGUGAAACAGCUUUAUUUACUGCUGCUGAAAAAGGACAUCUUGAUGUUGUUAAGGAAUUGUUGAAACAUUCAACACUUCAAACUGUUUCGAAAAAGAAUCGAUCUGGUUUUGAUCCUUUGCAUAUUGCUGCUAGUCAAGGCCAUCAUGCCAUUGUUCAGGUUUUACUAGAUUAUGACCCAAGUUUAAGCAAAACCAUUGGUCCAUCCAAUGCUACUCCACUUAUAACAGCAGCGACAAGAGGGCACGUCGAAGUGGUGAAUGAACUGCUAUCAAAGGAUUGCAGCUUGUUGGAAAUAGCUAGAUCCAAUGGAAAAAAUGCAUUGCAUUUAGCUGCUCGUCCGGGUCAUAUAGAAAUCGUGAAAGCCUUGCUCAGCAAAGACCCUCAAUUGGCUCGGAGGACUGAUAAGAAAGGGCAAACUGCAUUGCAUAUGGCUGUAAAAGGACAGAGCUGUGACGUGGUGAAGUUGCUUCUUGAAGCAGAUGCUGCUAUUGUUAUGCUUCCAGACAAAUUCGGUAACACAGCAUUGCACGUGGCAACUAGGAAAAAGCGAGUAGAGAUCGUGAAUGAGCUGUUACUCCUGCCAGACACCAAUGUAAAUGCAUUGACGCGAGACCACAAAACAGCUCUGGACAUUGCUGAAAAUCUUCCUCUUUCUGAAGAGUCGUCAGAUAUAAAGGAUGUCCUUUCUCGGCAUGGGGCACUUAGAGCUAACGAGCUCAACCAACCGAGGGACGAACUGAGGAAAACCGUUACACAAAUUAAGAAAGACGUUCACACCCAGCUGGAACAAACCAAGAGAACCAACAAAAAUGUGCAUAAUAUUUCCAAAGAGCUAAGAAAACUCCACAGGGAAGGAAUUAACAAUGCUACAAACUCGGUGACAGUGGUGGCUGUAUUGUUUGCUACAGUAGCUUUUGCUGCUAUAUUCACCAUACCUGGUGGGGAUAAUGACGAUGGUUCAGGAGUGGUAGCCGCUUAUUCUGCUUUCAAAAUUUUCUUCAUAUUUAACGCUAUUGCGCUUUUUACAUCUUUGGCUGUUGUGGUUGUUCAAAUUACCUUGGUUAGAGGUGAAACUAAAGCAGAGAAAAGGGUGGUAGAGGUGAUUAACAAGCUCAUGUGGUUGGCUUCUGUUUGUACCUCGGUGGCAUUUAUUGCCUCUUCUUACAUAGUCGUCGGUCGGAGGAAUCAGUGGGCUGCAAUUCUGGUUACAGUAGUCGGAGGAGUGAUAAUCUCUGGAGUUCUUGGUACUAUGACUUUCUAUGUAGUGAGAUCUAAGAGAACAAGAUCAAUAAGGAAGAAAGAGAAGCAACAAGCCAGGAGAAGUGGAUCCAACUCAUGGCAUCACUCUGAGUUCUCCAAUUCCGAGGUUGAUCGAAUUUAUGCGCUUUGAGUUUGAAGACCAAAUUAUGUUGGAAAGGAUAAUAGUUAUUUAGCAUUUUCUCUUCAAAUUACCACUUCAAGAGUUUAGUUAGAAACUGUAAUGCAAGUGUACACUGUACAUAGUACAGACAGUUCUUCUGUAAGCUGCUUGUUAUAGAUGAGGACAAAUUGGAAAUGAAGGUUUGAUCACUAUUGUUGAAACUCUUGAGUGGUGUGCACUUCAGCAUGGCUUAAGUAUACACUAUGAUUUGCGAGAAGAAUAACACGGACACAUUGCUUUAGUUCUCAACUCGUGUGUUGAUAAACAUAAAACCUUACCUGGUAUGUAUGUUAUCUUAGUUUGUUCAUAUAUAUGGCAUAUUCAUAAAUCAGAGAGA
This is a messenger RNA of Trifolium pratense (red clover), 2456 nucleotides long. Its product is annotated as ankyrin repeat-containing protein ITN1. The coding region runs from base 314 to 2089 and encodes 591 amino acids. Gene Ontology annotation, cellular component: plasma membrane. NCBI's taxonomy places the organism in Eukaryota, Viridiplantae, Streptophyta, Magnoliopsida, Fabales, Fabaceae. The record is from RefSeq and is a predicted model, not a curated record. Gene Ontology annotation, molecular function: protein phosphatase regulator activity; protein phosphatase 1 binding. The transcript has 4 exons.